Molecule: messenger RNA, 726 nt
Organism: Grammomys surdaster
Lineage: Eukaryota; Metazoa; Chordata; Mammalia; Rodentia; Muridae
Product: UDP-glucuronosyltransferase 1-7-like
Exons: 1
Molecular function (GO): UDP-glycosyltransferase activity
Source: RefSeq, a predicted model, not a curated record
GAGGUGGUGGUAGUUGUUCCAGAGGUGAGUUGGCAGCUGGGAAAACCACUGAAUUUGACGGUGAAAACGUAUUCUGUUUCUCACACUGAAGAGGAUUUAAACCGGGAAUUCAGGUUUUUUAUUGAUGCUCAAUGGAAAAGUCAUCCUGAAGGAGGGACGCUUCCUCUCCUAAAUACUCCAGCCAAAAAUUUCUUCGAAUUACUGUUUUCUCACUGUAGGAGUCUGUUUAACGACAAGAAAUUAGUGGAGUACUUGAAGCAGAGUUCCUUUGAUGCUGUGUUUCUGGAUCCUUUCGAUGUGUGCGGCUUAACUGUUGCCAAGUACUUUUCUCUGCCCUCUGUGAUCUUCAGCAGGGUAACAUUUUGUCAUUACCUUGAAAGUGGUACCCAGUGUCCCAGCCCUCCUUCUUAUGUCCCCAGAAGUCUCUUGAAACUCUCAGACACUAUGACUUUCAAGGAAAGAGUGUGGAACUUCCUCUCCUACAUGGGGGAGCAUGCUUUUUGUCAUAUUUUUUUCAAAAGUGCCACAGAAAUUGCCUCUGAAGUUCUCCAGACCCCAGUGACUAUGCAUGACCUCUACAGCCCAGUGUCCAUUUGGUUGUUACGCACAGACUUUACCUUGGAGUUCCCCAGACCUGUGAUGCCCAACAUGGUCUACAUUGGUGGGAUCAACUGUCACCGGGGAAAGCCACUUUCCAAGGUACAUCAUCUUUCCUUUAGCACAUGA